Molecule: messenger RNA, 2548 nt
Organism: Frieseomelitta varia
Lineage: Eukaryota; Metazoa; Arthropoda; Insecta; Hymenoptera; Apidae
Product: coiled-coil domain-containing protein R3HCC1L
Exons: 8
Coding region: 161-2137 (658 amino acids)
Molecular function (GO): nucleic acid binding
Source: RefSeq, a predicted model, not a curated record
CGAAGUUCACAGUUUAUGGUCAAUGUGCGUUGGGUAGAGACCGUUGCUGCUGUCCGGCAGCACGGUGAACGUGAUUUUAUUUGACUGAUUUUCGAUGAAUUCGAUUCCAAAUGUCAGUAAUUCCCUCGUACGCGUAAUCUGCACACAGUUUCGCGGAUAAAUGAGCUUGCAAGACAGCCUAUUCGCCGAAGACGUGGAGCACGACGUGACUCUGUUUUCAAGGGAUAAGAAACGGAAAAGGGUACUCGUCUUUCCACCUGUAAACAACUAUCGGAGAUACAUCAUACACCAGUUGGUGCAGGACCGUUUUGCCGAUCUGCACACAUUCUCGAUCGGCCAAAGUUCUGCCAGACGAACCGUCGUCUGUUACAAGAGUGACGUGAUAAGGGAUCCGAAAUUGAAUGGUGAACAGUGUAAACCAACAACAAAAGGUAUUGAUACGUUGUUCGAGAUGGGUGUUGAAGGACAACGAUCGCCUUCCGCAUCUCCAGAACACGUACGAGUUCAAAGACAAAUCAAAUCAACGCCAACAGUUGAGAUCUAUAGGCCACCAGCUGCUAGGAGAGUCAGAAAUGAACUUCAAACAAGCGUGGACCAAGUUCAGAUACAAACAUCUGCCGAUUCAUUUACUACAAAAACUUCUCGUCAAAGAAGGCCAGAUCGUGCAGUUUACAUACCAAGGCAUCGUAGAAGUUUGGAAACGGAAGGAAGUCCUCAACCUCAAUCAGAAUCUGCUCGUGUGAAUCGUAUAGUUAAGGACAGCUUGCCCUCUGCUUUUUGUGGACAAUCAAGAUCAAGUUCGAAUGUCAAAGAAAUGGACAGCGAAACUGAUGCACAGCAAAGUAUGGAAUGUGAAAAAACGAGAUCAAAUACGUACUUCGAUAAUAAUCAAAGCAAUGGUGACACCGAAGUCUGUCAAGAAGAUCCAAAGGAAACAACUUCUUCGAUUGUUCCAGAAGAACCUACAAUGGAAGCCAGUAAUGAAAUAGCAAUUGAGCAAUUAUUUAAUUUAAAUGAAGAUGUGCCAAAUAAUUCGAAUAGUGCUCCUGCUUCUGAAGAUAAAUGUGAGAUAACUGAUACAGAAUUUCAGACAGAAACUCUCGGAGAGCAAGAAAUUUCUAGUAAUUCUAGUGAAAUUAAGAAUAACUUAGACUCGGUUGAAACAUGUAUAUAUAGUGAGAUUAAUGUUAAUGAAGAAAUAGACAGAUCUGAUAAAUAUAAGGACGAUAUUAUCAUGAUUAACUCAGAUGCAAAUAAUAAAAAACACGCAGAGAUCUCAAAUAAGGACGAAAUAACGAAUCAAAAGAACGUGCAAAUGAUGCGUCGCAAUAUGGUGUCAAACGUGCUGAUUAUAUCAGAUACUGUACAGAAAGAACCAGAACCUGUUAAGGAGGUUAUUCCAGUUCCUCUAACAUCACCAGAAAAGAAAGUGAAAAAAGUUAUACGGCAGAAAAGUAAACCUGCACCGCCACCUUCUCCGCCAGUUAAAAAAAUGAAUAGGGACGAAUGUGACUGGGACAGUUUGUUCGAUGACAAUGGUGAUUGUCUCGAUCCAACUCUUAUCGAGGAGUUAACAUCGGCUGUUGGUGAUGUUAUGAUAGAACAACCGAAAAGCGAUUAUAAACCAUACACCAAACACAUCGAAGUAUCUAGCGACGAAUUUGCUCACGUUGUUGAAAUUUACAAUUUCCCAUCAGAAUUUAAAACCAGUGACUUGGCAGCUGUUUUUAGUCCUUUCAAGAACGGUGGCUUUGAACUGAAGUGGGUAGAUGACACUCACUGUCUCGGAGUCUUCAGUAGUCCUCUUGUUGCUGCCGAAGUAUUGGCUUCGGACCAUCCGUUUGUUAAAACACGACCUCUAAGUGAGGCCACAGCCUUAAGUAAAACGAAGGCAAAACGAAGCGCGGAAUUUUUACAGCCAUACAGAAGUCGUCCAGAAACGUGCGCGGCAUUAGCGAGACGAUUGGUUACGGGUGCUCUGGGUGUAAAAUUAGCUACUGCUAGACAAGAACGCGAACAUGAAAAGAACAUAUUGCGUGAGGCUAAAGGGAUGUGUCCUUUUUUGUUUCUAGAAAAACGUAGAUUAGCCAACAAACAGCGAGAAGAUGCCUGGGAGGGCAUUAUACCCGAGAAGUAGCAUUAUUUGUUGAAAAUAUAAUGUUCACACAUUGAGAAUUAUUUACAUCGUUGUGUAAGUGUUUUACGACAUUUACAUGCAUUUGUGCCUUACUCAUCUAUUCUCAUCUUUGACAAACUCAUUUUUGUCGAACUGAUUGGGCGAUUGGUUUUGGGAACAUGGGAUGAUUGCUUGCCAAUAGAUGAGUGUGGCAUGACAAAACUAUCAAGUAACAGAUCUAUUUGCUUAGGACUGGUAAAGUGAAUUUUCCAGUGCUUGUUUAUUUUCUACGUAUUAUGCAUAUCACAAUAUUCAGACCAGUUGAAUGAGCGUGCCUGUUGUACUAUUUUCUAACAGAAGGGUAUUAAGUAUUUUAAGUAAACGUCUAAAGGGUGAUUUACAGCCUUGUUAUAUUAGGAAAUUUUAUAAAAG